AUGGCAAAGCGCUGCAGGGUCACCUCUUUGGUGGCACUAGCACUGCUAGGAUGCUUAGUUGGGACUGAAGUGAAAGCUCAGGGCUCAGCGUGGUCUGCACCAUCGAUGAAAAAGGGCGCUCCACCUCCUCCACCACAGGUUCUUCCGCGCCCUCAAGUGCCACAGGUCCAACCUCCACCACCACCGCAGAAGGCUCCUCCAUAUCCUCAAGCGCCACAGGUCAUGCCACCACGCAAGGUUAAUGUAUAUCAACAAGGACCAAAAGUCCAACCACCUCCAGCACCAAACUUUCCUCAAUAUCAACCGCCAGUCGCCCAACCAGCUGCACCACCAAAAUAUCCUCAAUAUCAACUGCCAGUCGCCCAACCAGCUGCACCACCAAAGUAUCCUCAAUAUCAACUGCCAGUCGCCCAACCAGCUGCACCACCAAAGUAUCCUCAAUAUCAACCGCCAGUCGCCCAACCAGCUGCACCACCAAAAUAUCCUAAAUAUCCUCAAGCAUUCCAUGAUCAGGAGCCGCAGGACCCACCACCGCAGCAACCACAGCGACCACAGGUCCAUGCAGUGCCACAGACACAGUCCGCUUCAAGUGUUGGAAAUCAGCCUCCUGUUCAGAGUUGCGAGGUGCAAGCAAAUGUGAGAAUCUCGUGUGGAGCUUCUGAUAUCUCUGCUGCUGGAUGUGAAGCCAUAAGCUGCUGCUUUGAUGGCCGACAGUGCUACUUUGGAAAGGCAGUGACUGUCCAGGCCACCAAGGAUGGCCAGUUCAUCGUGGUAGUAGCCAGAGAUGCCACUCUGCCCAACAUUGACCUCGAAUCAAUCUCACUGUUGGGACAGGGUCAAGGCUGCACACAUGUUGACUCGAACUCAGAGUUCGCCAUCUACCAGUUUCCUGUCACAGCCUGUGGCUCCAUUGUUAUGGAAGAGCCUGGUGUUAUAAUCUAUGAGAACAGGAUGGUUUCCUCAUAUGAAGUGGGAGUUGGACCUCUUGGAGCCAUUACCAGAGACAGCCACUUUGAAUUGCUCUUCCAGAGUAGGUAUAUUGGCACAUCUAUUGAAACUGUGGUCGUAGAAGUAUUCCCGUUAGAUAAGCCUCCUCGGUCAGCUGCUGCUGUGGGACCCAUAAGAGUACAUAUGAGGUUGGCGAACGGACAAUGCAAUACAAAGGGUUGCAAUGAAGUGGAAGUGGCCUAUAGCUCUUUCUACACGGAUGCAGACUAUCCUGUGACCAAAGUACUGAGGGACCCUGUGUAUGUGGAGGUGCAACUCCUUGAAAAGACAGAUCCCAACCUUGUCCUGACUCUUGGUCGUUGUUGGACAACCACAAGCUCCAACCCUCACAGUCUGCCACAGUGGGACAUUCUGACAGACGGGUGUCCAUACAGGGAUGAUCGCUACUUGUCCUCACUGGUUCCAGUCGGUCUCUCCUCUGGUCUGGACUUCCCCAGUCACUACAGGCGUUUCAUUUUCAAGAUGUUUACCUUUGUAGACACCAAUUCAAUGGAACCCAUGAAGGAACAGGUGUACAUCCACUGCAGUACAGCUGUGUGCACUACUGCUGCGGGUCACUCCUGUGAACCAUCAUGCUACAGAAGAAGUAAGAGAGAGAGAGAUGUCAAGGAUGUGGGCCAGAAGAAGGCUGAGCCGCAGGUUGUGGUUUCUUCCGGACCAGUGAUCAUGAGUUCCCCUCAGCAGUAAACAGCAUAGUGUCCAGCUCAAGAAUUUGGCCAUGAACAUUUAGUGAAAGAUCUGGAACAUUAAUAUGAUUCACUUAUUAGUCAUAUAUUGUAAUGUAUGCAAAAGACUUAAGAGUCAAAAG
This is a messenger RNA of Epinephelus fuscoguttatus (brown-marbled grouper), 1816 nucleotides long. Its product is annotated as zona pellucida sperm-binding protein 4-like. Gene Ontology annotation, molecular function: structural constituent of egg coat; acrosin binding. Bases 1 to 1695 code for a protein of 564 amino acids. Lineage: Eukaryota; Metazoa; Chordata; Actinopteri; Perciformes; Serranidae. The record is from RefSeq and is a predicted model, not a curated record. Gene Ontology annotation, cellular component: egg coat. Gene Ontology annotation, biological process: binding of sperm to zona pellucida; prevention of polyspermy. The transcript has 8 exons.